AUGCUGCGCCACGUGCUGUGCGUGUUGGCCCUCGCGCUGUGCUGCUGCACCUCUCUGUGCGUGGCUGCGGUUGCGUCUGGUGCUGUUGGUGAUGGUGCACCUGAGGGCACAGUUAAAUUCCCUCUUGUAACUGGCGACGCGAAGAUAACGCUGACGGAAACAGUUGAUGACAGCAGCUGCACAGUACCACAGGACCAGACUGGGAACUCCAACGACCGUACAAUUUCCACUACGGUUACUUUGAAGAAGGAUGGAUCACAAGAAACGAAAGAAAUUAAGAAGGAACCCCUUAAGAUUGUCAAAGUUCCCCUUGGGCACGGCUUAAUGCUGGAGACAUCUUUGAUUGUUGAGUGUACGAAACAAGGUGAGGCUGAUGCCGCCAUCACGAAAACAAACUGCACUGCGGAAGAUUCAGAAGCGGCUACCGGCAGUAUCACUUAUGUGGCCACUGCUGCCGACUCCACAGCGGGCGGUAUUACAACAACGAACAAGCAGGAAGUCAAGGUACCAGUUGGGUUUGACGUGAGUAUUAUCGAGAAGGUUGUAGUCAAAUGCAAGCCUUUCUCAGCAGCGGAGCCACAUGUCUUGCCUACAACGGCCAAAAUUCCUGCCGAACCACAUGGGAAAUCGCAUACCGACCAGGACGCUGAGGAAACGUCUAUUCCACCUGAGGGUCCCCCACCCGAGCACAAACCUCUCACAACACUGACAGACAAUCGGGAGACUCACGGCCGGCAGACACGUCAAGAAGUGGGGACCACAGCGCCCGACCCCACCACCAUUAGGAAAGGAUCAGCAAGUCCUGCGGCUGAUAGAAAACAGAGCAGUGCUCUCAACAACGACGUCGCCACACCAUCUUUCAGUGAGGCAGAGAGCACCGAAACAGACAACUCCGUCACAGUGAGUGACGCCGAUCACACUGCCCCCACAACCACACCUCAAUCAGAGACCACCACCGAAGGAGCUCCCAAAACUGACGCCGGUAUGUCCACCUCUGCGGGAGAGGGCGUGAAGCUUCCUGACCGCAACACCGACGCCAGCAGCAGCAGC
Molecule: messenger RNA, 1050 nt
Organism: Trypanosoma grayi
Lineage: Eukaryota; Euglenozoa; Kinetoplastea; Trypanosomatida; Trypanosomatidae
Exons: 1
Source: RefSeq, a predicted model, not a curated record